Phalacrocorax carbo (great cormorant) is the source of this 4309-nucleotide messenger RNA. The record is from RefSeq and is a predicted model, not a curated record. NCBI's taxonomy places the organism in Eukaryota, Metazoa, Chordata, Aves, Suliformes, Phalacrocoracidae.
UGUGAGGAUAGAGGUGGUGGAGGAGGUGGGCGAGGUGGGGACCGCGGGCGGCUCACGAAGGCCUCAGCCCCCGCCCCGCCGUGAGCCGGUCCUACCGUGACGCCGCGGCGAGGCGCGCAGGCGCAGCAGCACCCGGCGCCUGUUGUAUCCGGCCGGUGCCUUUUCUCUCUUCCCCCUCCUCCGCCUCCCUCUCCCCCUCCGCCCGUCCCUCCCUCCCUUCCUCCCUCCCUCCUUCCUCCCUCCCCUCCCUCCCGCCCUCCCAGAGCCGCCGCGGUCGGUGCCGCCGCCACCGCCCGCUGCUGUGCGCGCCCUCCCGCCCCCGUGCGCCCGGCCGGCAGCGCCUCCGAUCUGCCCGGCCGCUCCAUGAGGCGAUGGCGGCGGCCAACUUCGGCAAGAUCCAGAUCGGGAUCUACGUGGAGAUUAAGCGCAGCGAUGGCCGAAUUCACCAAGCUAUGGUAACAUCCCUAAAUGAAGAUAAUGAAAGCGUAACUGUUGAAUGGAUUGAAAAUGGAGAUACUAAAGGCAAAGAGAUUGACUUGGAGAGCAUAUUUUCACUUAAUCCAGAUCUUGCUCCUGAUGAAGAUAUUGAACCAAGUCCGGAGACACCACCACCACCUACUCCAUCAGCCAAAGUAAACAAAAUCGUGAAGAGUCGACGAACUGUGGCAGCUGUUAAGAAUGACACCCCUGCCAGAGAUAAUAGAGUGGUUGGUUCUGCCCGUGCGCGACCUACUCAGCUUCCCGAGCAGUCUUCCUCUUCUCAACAGAAUGGUAGUGUUUCAGAUAUAUCUCCAGUUCAAGCUGCAAAAAAGGAAUUUGGACCCCCUUCACGUAGAAAAUCUAAUUGCGUAAAAGAGGUUGAAAAAUUGCAAGAGAAACGUGAAAAAAGAAGGUUACAGCAGCAGGAACUUAGAGAAAAAAGAGCUCAGGAUGUUGAUGCUACAAACCCAAAUUAUGAAAUUAUGUGUAUGAUAAGAGAUUUCAGGGGAAGUUUGGAUUAUAGACCACUGACAACUGCAGAUCCUAUUGAUGAGCACAGGAUAUGUGUUUGUGUACGAAAACGACCACUCAAUAAAAAAGAAACUUUAAUGAAAGACCUUGAUGUAAUAACAAUUCCUAGUAAAGAUGUUGUGAUGGUACAUGAGCCAAAACAAAAGGUGGAUUUAACAAGGUACCUAGAAAACCAAACUUUUCGUUUUGAUUAUGCCUUUGAUGACACGGCUCCUAAUGAAAUGGUUUACAGGUUUACAGCUCGACCAUUAGUGGAGACCAUAUUUGAAAGGGGAAUGGCCACUUGUUUUGCAUAUGGGCAAACAGGCAGUGGAAAAACCCAUACUAUGGGGGGUGACUUUUCAGGAAAGAACCAAGAUUGUUCGAAAGGAAUAUAUGCACUUGCAGCUCGAGAUGUCUUUUUAAUGCUAAAGAAGCCAAACUAUAAGAAGUUAGAACUUCAAGUAUAUGCAACAUUUUUUGAGAUCUACAGUGGCAAGGUUUUUGACUUGUUGAACAGGAAGACAAAAUUAAGAGUGUUAGAAGAUGGUAAACAGCAAGUCCAGGUGGUGGGAUUACAGGAACGGGAAGUCAAAUGUGUUGAAGAUGUUCUUAAGCUUAUUGAAAUAGGCAACAGCUGCAGGACAUCUGGCCAGACAUCUGCAAAUGCACACUCAUCUCGAAGCCAUGCAGUGUUUCAAAUUAUUCUCAGAAGGAAAGGGAAGUUGCAUGGUAAAUUUUCUCUGAUUGAUUUGGCUGGCAACGAAAGAGGAGCAGAUACUUCCAGUGCAGAUAGGCAGACACGACUGGAAGGUGCAGAAAUUAACAAGAGCCUUUUAGCACUCAAGGAGUGCAUUAGAGCCUUAGGCCGAAACAAACCUCAUACACCCUUCAGAGCAAGUAAACUUACUCAGGUGCUACGAGAUUCAUUCAUAGGAGAAAACUCCCGUACCUGUAUGAUCGCUACAAUUUCUCCAGGGAUGGCAUCCUGUGAAAACACCCUGAAUACGUUGAGAUAUGCAAAUAGAGUAAAGGAAUUUGGAAUUAGUCCUUCGGACAUUCCCUUCUCACAGGGUAGUGGCAGUCGCUCUGAUCUCUCUCCUUCCUAUGAGUAUGACGACUUUUCUCCUUCAGUCACCAGGGUGAAGGAGCUGACAGUUGAUCCUAGUGCCGCAGGAGAUAUCCGUCCCAUUAUACACCAUGCUCCCAAUCAGAUCGAUGACUUGGAGACACAGUGGGGUGUGGGGAGCUCUCCUCAGAGAGAUGAUCUCAAACUGCUUUGUGAACAAAACGAAGAGGAAGUUUCUCCGCAGUUGUUUACUUUCCAUGAAGCUGUGUCACAAAUGGUAGAAAUGGAAGAGCAAGUAGUAGAAGACCACAGGGCUGUCUUCCAGGAAUCUAUUAGAUGGCUGGAAGAUGAAAAAGCUCUUCUUGAGAUGACAGAAGAAGUAGACUACGAUGUGGAUUCUUACGCUACCCAACUGGAAGCAAUUCUAGAGCAAAAAAUUGAUAUUCUGACUGAACUCAGAGAUAAAGUGAAAUCUUUCCGGGCAGCUCUACAAGAGGAGGAACAGGCCAGUAAACAGAUCAACCCGAAAAGACCCCGCGCCCUUUGAAACGGGCCUUUGCUGCUAAAGGAAUCCACGAACCCAUACUGCUGUAGCACACUCUUGUUACAAAACCCAGUGGCCGUAAGAACUCAACUACUUGAAAGUGUAAAAACAUUAGAAAUGUCUGUGGAAAUGUCCUGUUUCUUAUUCACCUGAAUGACAUUUUCAGUUUUGUGUGAAAUGCUCCUAUGAUGUCUACAAAAUGCUUCUAGACCAGACAGCACAACCAUGCAGGGUUCAGAUCUGUGAAGCACUUUGUUUAAAAUAUUUCAUUUAUUCAAAUUGUGAAUUUCAUGUUUGGAAACAUUUGCCAUGUUUUUGAUAAUGAAGUAAAACUGUGGCCAUUAACAAGUCGCAGUAUUUCCUUUUGACUAUGUUCAGUUUUGUUACAAAGACCAGCUGUGCAGUUUUAAAUUGUGUUUGCGUGCAUGCCCACCUCACGAGUGGUUGUACAUAACUUCUCUUCUACAGACAGCUGUGCUUACCUCUUCCCGUUGUGCCUUGAUGAAGGCUACUUGACCCUAAACGUCCUCUUUCUGAAGCACAGCUUAAGAAACAACAUUCCUUAUUUGUCAAUAUAAAUUACUUUUAGUGUGUGUACAUUUGUAGUGUGUUUCUAGACUUUUUUUUUUUUUUGGUGGCUACUUUCAUUUCACAGAAUGUGCCAUAUCAUUUGGGCAGGAACUGCAAGAGCUGUUAGAGUGAACAAACAGCUGGACAUUCCAUCCUCCUUGUAAAAAAUCUGGAAUCUAGACUUAUCUGAAUACCAUAAAGAAUGGGUAUAUGAUUCUAACAUUUCCUCUGUAAUUAAAAAAAAAAAAAAAAAAAAAAAAGAAAAAAUAUAAAUUAGUUGAUGUAUAAUAAAGGGUAAUGUUUAAGUACUGAGGAGAGUUGUAUCUUAGCGUAAUGCAGAUAUACAGUAUGUGGUAUGGUGUGAUAAUGCUGUCAGAUUAAAGGUACUAUCUGGCCUCUGUGUAUGGUUAGCUGUUUAAAAUAUGGGGAUCCAGCUAAACACAUACAUGUUGGCCUUUCACAUACUGUUAAAAUUUGCCUUUUGAUGCAUGACAAACUUACAUGUCCAUUAACCGUAGUUUGCAGGUAGUUUGAGUAGCUCUGUUGCUUUAAAAAGAAGUAGCUAAUAUCCAUUUUUCCCUUUGUGCAGUGCCAGCAGCUGAAAAGUGGGGGGAAAUUGCAUCGUUUCAGGCUUUGGCACAAUACCUCUACAUAGCGCUAAUAGAAAUCCCACAAGUACCUGACUUCUCACAAAUGGCGCCAUGUGUAUCAGCACUUUUUGGGUGGUGGCACUCAAGUUAUUUUUGCAAGUCAGUAUCCAAAAAAGAUUGACCUUUCAUAUAAGAACUUCUUGUCAAAGAAAGAACUGUAGACCUCUCUAGGAGUUCUCCCUGUUUCCAGGAGUUUUCAUCAGCAGACUUUCCCUUGGAACUGUUUAAAAAUGACUUUUGGAAUACAAGCCUGUUUGUUUGUGCCAGGCCUGAAGAGAAACAAAGGGAAGGCAAUGAAAAGAGAGUUAAAUAAACUGGGGAUUCUUGUAGUGUUUAAUGUUUGUAUCUCCCAUAGAAAGGUAGACUACGGGAAGAUCUUGUCGCAUCAUGGUUAAAAAUAAAAAAAAUCCUGUGUGUAAACAUGAAAACUGAAACAACAAUGUAGAUUUUACAUAAUGUGUUUAAUAAAUAAAGCUAUUAAAUGAA